Messenger RNA from Impatiens glandulifera, 1883 nucleotides. RefSeq names its product serine/threonine-protein kinase GRIK1. Gene Ontology annotation, biological process: protein phosphorylation; intracellular signal transduction. Gene Ontology annotation, cellular component: cytoplasm. NCBI's taxonomy places the organism in Eukaryota, Viridiplantae, Streptophyta, Magnoliopsida, Ericales, Balsaminaceae. Gene Ontology annotation, molecular function: ATP binding; protein serine/threonine kinase activity. The coding region runs from base 512 to 1768 and encodes 418 amino acids. The transcript has 13 exons. The record is from RefSeq and is a predicted model, not a curated record.
CAUCUUGUGAACCCGAUUCUCUCAGACCGAACCUGUUCUUGACAACCUCAAAAGAAAUUACCUUUUUUUCUGUGUUUCAUUCAUUAUCCCGUCAAUUUUUUGUUUGCCGCCCGCCCCCUGUUGUAAAAUUUCUCCGAUCUAGGGCUUCCCACAAUUUAGAUACCAUUUUGUACAAGCUACAUAGCUCAUUUCGGUUUUCUUAUUUGAAACUUUACGUCAGAUCGAAAAGGGUUGAUCCGUUUGAAGAAGAAGUUGAGAGAUUUAAAUUGGUAUCUUGAUUUAAAGCCUUUUUAUGUUACAUCUCAAACGGAUUUGAAGGUUAAGUCACCGGUUUAUUAAGGGCGGAGGAAGAGGAGAGAUUCUCUUGCUCUUGUUGAUAUAAACUGGAGGAGUUCUUGAUGCUGCCAUCAUUGAUUAACUGCUUCUUUCAUUUUGCUGAGUGGCAUCCAGUUCAAUACUGAUUUUUUUGUUUUGUUUUGGGCGCUUGAAUGUAAAAUUAGGUUUUGAUUUCAUGUUGAACAAUAAAUUUUCUUUAGCAAGAAUAACCCAGAUGGGCUGUUGUAGUUGUUUUGGAUUUGCAUUUGAGAGUGAACCGAAAAAUGUCUCAAGAACAACAGCACCACGCAGAGACAAUUACAAUCCCCAUGACUAUUAUAGGCUAGACAAAAACUUUGAAGAGGAAGAAGAAGAUGAAGAUGAUGAUGAUGAUGAUGAUGAAGAAAAAGAUGAUGAUUUUUCUUAUAAUGGAAAUAUAACUGAUUCUGGAUAUGGAGAUGAUCUUGAUAUAAAGAGCCCGACUAAACGUUCUGAAGAGAUUCUUACAUAUAGGAUAGAAAAUGGAUUGAUUUGUCGCCAAUUUCCUGUUAAGAAGACUACUAAACUUGUUCGCUCUGAGGAUGAAUUUGGUAACAAGCUUGUCAAUGAAUAUGUUCGUGAAUAUAAGAUUGGUGCUGGAAGCUAUGGGAAAGUGGUUCUUUACCGAAGCAGUAUUGAUGGGAAGCAUUAUGCAAUCAAGGCAUUUCACAAGUCGUAUUUGUCAAAACUGCGAGUGGCACCUUGCGAAACUGCCAUGACAGACGUGUUAAGAGAGGUAUUAAUAAUGAAGAUGUUGGAACAUCCUAAUAUUGUUCAUCUGUUUGAGGUUAUAGAUGAUCCAACAAUGGACCAUUUCUAUAUGGUUCUUGAAUAUGUAGAAGGUAAAUGGGUUUGCGAGGGUUCUGGUCCACCCGGGGGCAUGGGAGAAAACAAAGUACGCAAGUAUUUGCGUGAUAUCGUUUCUGGAUUGAUCUACCUACAUGCUCAUAAUAUUGUGCAUGGUGAUAUAAAGCCCGAUAAUCUCCUGGUCACUGCUUCCGGGAAUGUUAAGAUUGGGGAUUUCAGCGUCAGCCAAGUCUUUGAGGAUGAAAAUGACGAGCUUCGUCGUUCCCCAGGAACGCCUGUUUUUACUGCACCCGAGUGUUGUUUAGGUAUAACAUACCAUGGAAAGACUGCUGAUACGUGGGCAGUUGGAGUUACAUUAUACUGUAUGAUAUUUGGAAAGUAUCCGUUUCUUGCAGAGACUUUGCAGGAUACUUAUGACAAGAUUGUUAAUGAUGUUUUAGUGUUUCCUACAAAUAUGAACCCUUUAUUGAAGAACUUGUUAGAAGGAAUUCUCUGCAAAGAUCCGGAUAAGAGGAUGACAUUGGCGAUUGUGGCUGAGCACCCGUGGGUGAUUGGCGAGUAUGGACCAAUUCCGCAGUAUCUUUGCUGGUGUAAGCGGAAGCGAUAGACAUAAUAAUAGUGAAAGGAUUUUAAUUCAUUGAUUGAUAGAUUGUGAUGAAUUUUGCUUCAAAAGAUUUAUUAGUUUAAACCAAUUUCAUUUUAGUUUGGUUUUGAUUUGACAA